Molecule: messenger RNA, 3242 nt
Organism: Rhineura floridana
Lineage: Eukaryota; Metazoa; Chordata; Lepidosauria; Squamata; Rhineuridae
Gene: SLC36A4
Product: solute carrier family 36 member 4
Exons: 11
Coding region: 100-1581 (493 amino acids)
Biological process (GO): L-alanine transport; amino acid transmembrane transport
Cellular component (GO): vacuolar membrane
Molecular function (GO): L-alanine transmembrane transporter activity; L-proline transmembrane transporter activity
Source: RefSeq, a predicted model, not a curated record
ACGCGCAGCUGAACACGCACGCGCAGUUAUUCCUUGUGGUGCUCGGGCUCCACAUUGGCGGAAGCUGGUGAGGAGGAAACCAUAGACAGACAUAGAGAGAUGGAGACGGCGGCGAGAGAAGAGCUAGAUCUGGAAGUAAUGAAGCCUUUAAUAGGAGAUCAGAAUUCAGACACUGAUGACGAGGAGGAGAAUGAAUUGCUGCCUCCUGAGAAGAAAUACCAACUUGAUAAUCAGGAGAGCAUUACGUUUCUACAGACGCUUACUCAUCUUCUCAAAGGAAACAUUGGAACUGGACUUCUGGGCCUUCCACUUGCAAUAAAAAAUGCAGGGCUUGUGCUUGGGCCAAUCAGUGUUGUGUUCCUUGGAAUUGUGUCCAUUCACUGCAUGCACAUUUUGGUGCGCUGCAGCCAGUAUCUAUCCCAAAGAUUGAAAAAGGCUUCCUUAGGGUAUAGCGACACAGUUAGCCAUGCGAUGGAAGUGUGUCCCUUUAACUCAUUACAGAAACGAGCAUCUUGGGGAAGAUAUAUUGUGGACUUUUUCCUUGUGAUUACACAGUUGGGCUUCUGCAGUGUUUACAUUGUGUUCUUAGCAGAAAAUGUGAAACAAGUUCAUGAAGGGAUUGUUGAAAAUAAAUCUGCUGGUGUGAAUGCUACUGGGAUCAGUGGCCCCUCAGACAAGAGAACUAUUGAUCUACGAAUGUAUAUGUUGUGCUUCCUCCCAUUUAUUAUCCUCUUGGUCUUCAUCCGUGACCUUAAGCAUAUGUCUGUGCUCUCGUUCCUGGCAAACUUAUGCAUGGCCAUCAGUCUUCUAAUUAUUUAUCAAUAUGUUGUUCAGGGUUUGUCCAGUCCCCAAAAACUGCCUGCAGUGGCUGAUUGGAAGAGGUACCCGCUUUUCUUUGGCACUGCUGUCUUUGCAUUUGAAGGAAUAGGAGUGGUGCUUCCCCUCCAGAACAGAAUGAAAGAAACCGAUCGCUUCCCAUUGGCGCUCAACAUUGGCAUGGGAAUUGUGAUGACCUUGUACGUCUCGUUGGCCACCCUUGGGUAUAUGCGCUUUGGGGAUGAAAUCAAAGGCAGCAUCACUCUGAACCUGCCACAAGAUAGAUGGCUGUACCAUAUGGUCAAGAUUCUCUAUUCCUUCGGGAUUUUUGUCACUUAUUCGAUUCAAUUCUACGUCCCGGCUGAGAUAAUCAUUCCAGUUGUUGUCGCUAGAGUGCAGCAGAAGCUGAAACUGCUCUGUGAGCUGGUGCUGAGGGCGCUCUUGGUCUGCUCAACCUGUGUUCUGGCGGUUUCCAUUCCUCGCCUGGACAUCGUGAUCUCGCUCGUUGGAGCCAUAAGCAGCAGCACAUUAGCCUUGAUCUUGCCGCCUCUGGUCGAAAUCCUCACUUUUUACAAGGAGAAGCAAAGUCUAUGGAUGAUACUAAAAGAUGUUUCUGUAGCCUCCCUGGGAGUGAUCGGCUUUGUUACAGGCACAUAUGUAGCUGUUAAAGAGAUUAUUUGCCCAGCUUCUUUGGUGUCCGUUAAUGCUACAGAGGCUUCAUCUGGCUGUUUCAACGCUUCACAUUUGGCCAGGGGUGCCAAUUAAUGCUAGAAGAUUGUAACACUCUGGAGUUCUUAAUUAUGGAUUUUAAAAAAUUUUUGGAGAACCAAAGAUAACUGAUUCCAAAUGUGAAGGUUUGAGAUUCACUCAGUAUGUUGAGUGAAUAUCCGAAAACCUAAAACGACUCCUGUCACACCUUCAAGUUGUUCAGACCAUUUUCCAUUUGACCCGUAAGCACUUCAUCGAGCGAGGAACGCUCUUUCACAGCAUCAUGGCCUUCUGUGUAUUUAUUUGCAAAUGGGACCAGAGAGCAAAAACGCUAUUCGGACAUCAUGAUUUGGCCAACGCAAACGGUGGUGGCCGUCUCCCAUUGACUUUCAUUGUUCAUGUAUUGUGUGGCCGCUAUGUGUCUGUCAAGACCCUCUCCGUUGCAAGCCACCAGAAGUUAACAAGGCUUAUGAAAAAAUACAGAUGUACUUUUUUAAUGCAAAUUGUUACGUUUGUUACAAGGCUUGGCCACGAGCAGGUCCCAAUAGGUUCUGUUUCAGCAGUGGCCGGGUUCUGAGCCAGCUCCUCCACUGCAGUCCCCCCCAUAUGGGUAGUGGUCCACAAAAUGAAGCAUACUGACAUCAUCCAUAGCAGAGGUUAAAGAGAGACUGAAUGUGACAAAAUGGCCUUAGAUUGCAGUGAUGAAGAUGCGAAUCAUGUUUACAUGACACAAAACAACAAAAAUACCCUCUGCUAUGAUGAGAAUUUGCACAUGCAGUGUCUGCUUAACUCUUUUUAGUGGAGCAGAACCUUGACCAUGAAUGGCCACAUAGGCUUGUUUAAGCUAUUUUUUUAUUCUCCAGCAAACUUAAUUGCAAUUUUGCAAAUUGUAUUUUUCUAUUUAUUCAUAACUCUUUAGAAUGAUUCUAUAUUUUGUACUUCCGCAUUGUAUAUCGCUUCAAGAGAUAUUUCUGCAGAAUUCAACUUUAGAGGAUUCAUUAGGUUUUCAUUUACCUUUUUUGUUUUUAGGGAACAAACUUUGGUAGCAUUUAGAUGCGUUGGCCGUAACUGGAAGAGCCCAGUGCUUCGAACCCUGUUGAAACCAAUUGUUAAAGGGCUGUUAACUUGGGGCUGUGCUCAUUUCCCCCCAAGAUCUUACUUUUUGUAAUCUUAAAGAGUGUAACUAACUUGUGUGCUCGAUCUGUGUCGUUCUGCUUCCAUGGCAGGUUCUCUUAUGCAAGCUCUGUUUAAAUGAAGGUGUGCAGCUUCCUGUUCAUUUCAGUGAAGCUUGCACAGCAGAACAGCUGUGCCGUGGGGUCUGCAUUACAGGCCUUUUUACUUUCCUUUGUGUCUUCAGCAGCAACUGAGAUGGAAUACCAUAGUUCAAAAGAUACUAACAGCCAAUUCACUCCUGAACGCAGCUCAGGUCCACAUCCCCCUCUUGGGAUCUGUGCCACCUUCCCCCACCAUAGGCCUGACUCAUGUGAUCCUUUUCCCUCCUAAAACUUGGGGGGCAGGGGAAGAGUGCAAAUCGUGUGUGUGUGUAUGAAUGGAAUACUCACACUACAUGCGAUGAGUGCAGCUGAUACGCUGCUUCACCUCCUGGCCAGGAUCCUUGGCUUCGUGUGUGUGUGCACGCUGACUCCCAGGUUUUCUUAACUGCAUAUAAAAUUGAAGUUGUGCUCACUCUGCACUUUUAAUGGAAUGAGCAGAGCUUG